Messenger RNA from Aspergillus brunneoviolaceus CBS 621.78, 845 nucleotides. RefSeq lists its product as uncharacterized. The record is from RefSeq and is a predicted model, not a curated record. The transcript has 2 exons. Bases 225 to 845 code for a protein of 206 amino acids. NCBI's taxonomy places the organism in Eukaryota, Fungi, Ascomycota, Eurotiomycetes, Eurotiales, Aspergillaceae.
CUCUGGCAUCCAUGGUAUUAGUUCCACUGGUGACAACUGCCCUCCGUCAUCUAAUUGUGCAAUAUUAAACAUUUCCCGGAAUUGUGAUCUUCAUGUAGGCCAUAUAUUCUCAAACAGUUUCAGUCGAAGAACGCUUCGUUCUUCUCCCCCGAUUCACACUGGCAACCCAUAAAGCCUCAACCUCAUCUUUAGCCACCAUCCAAAUCGUUCCCUUUACCGUAACAAUGCAUUACCGUUGGUUCGCACAGAGCGAAGUCGCGUCCGGCUCCUCCGUUCAGCUCAGUGAGACUUGGACCGUCUUGGAGGCAUGCCAUGAGCAUGUUUUCCAGUACUAUGCGGGAGAAGGGAGCCCAGCGAACCCCCCGUCGUCCUAUGCCACCAUUCGCCUUGUCUGUGAGAAGCUCGGCAGUCAUGUCAAGGCUCACGUAAGAAUCUACAAGCAAAUUCCUGCUGGGGGCACCGAGGCCGAAUCACCUGCCGUCCGCGGCCAGCAAGCGCAGACAUGGGACGACCCACCAGAGCUCGUCGCCCUGCGCGCUCUUACGCGCGAGAAAUCCCAGAUCACUCCGCGCCUCCUGGACUCCAAGAUCACGAGCCAGGGAGAGUCGGGUCUUGUUCCCGGUGGUUUUCUGGACUAUGUCGUAUGGGAGGUGGUGCCUGGACGGCGCCUGGCAAGCCGUAUCACGGUCGAAGAAAACACCUUUUGGAACAUGGAGCUCGACAAACGGGAGCUGAUUCGGCAACACUUCCGGAAGAACUACUUGCAGCUGUGUAAAUGGGGGUACAUGCCGCUCCAUGGCCGAGCAUCCCGCCUUGUCUGGGACGCCGAGUCCGGGACGCUGUAA